AUGAUCUCCCAGAAGGUUGCUCAGCAGUCGCUGCGACGACUCGCCGUCCAGCAGCCCUACGCCAUGCGGUGGUCCCUGAUGAACUCCGCGUCACCCGCCGCCGUCGCUAUUGGCAGGAAUAUUCAGACACGGCACACUGCUUCUACCACGAAAACGUCUGAUCCGACGAAGAUCCUCGCUCAGCAGCGGUUGAACCGUCCCGUUGCCCCCCAUAUCUCCAUUUAUCAGCCCCAGAUCACCUGGUACGGUAGUGCUUUCAACCGUAUUUCCGGAGUCGCUGUGUCGGGAGUCCUGUACCUUUAUGCAACUGCCUAUCUUGCCGCCCCAUUGCUUGGUUGGCAUCUGGAGUCGGCUUCAUUGGUGGCUGCUUUCGCUACUCUCCCCCUUGCUGCGAAGGCCGUUAUCAAGGGUACUGUGGCCUUUCCCUUUGUUUAUCACUGCUUGAACGGAUUGCGCCAUUUGACCUGGGAUCUUGGCCGCGGAAUUACCAACCAGCAGGUUAUGAGGACUGGCUGGACUGUGGUGGGCUUGAGUGUUGUUAGCGCUCUUUACCUUGCUUUUUACUGA
This is a messenger RNA of Aspergillus tanneri, 567 nucleotides long. RefSeq names its product succinate dehydrogenase cytochrome b560 subunit. Lineage: Eukaryota; Fungi; Ascomycota; Eurotiomycetes; Eurotiales; Aspergillaceae. The record is from RefSeq and is a predicted model, not a curated record. The transcript is spliced from 3 exons. Gene Ontology annotation, cellular component: membrane. Gene Ontology annotation, biological process: tricarboxylic acid cycle; mitochondrial electron transport, succinate to ubiquinone. Bases 1 to 567 code for a protein of 188 amino acids. Gene Ontology annotation, molecular function: succinate dehydrogenase activity; electron transfer activity.